UCUUAGGUGUAAAUAUUAUAUAUAAGAGCACAGGAGUUAGGGUUUACCGCGGCAACGAUCGGAAAGGAAGCAGUGCUGAGAUAGGCAAAGCGAAUAAUGGGACAUUCAAACGUCUGGAAUUCGCAUCCUAAAAACUAUGGCCCUGGUUCUCGGACCUGCCGAGUCUGCGGGAACCCCCAUGGGUUGAUCAGGAAAUAUGGCCUGAUGUGCUGCAGGCAGUGCUUCCGUAGCAAUGCAAAGGAAAUUGGGUUCAUCAAGUAUCGCUGAAGUUUGAUGGCAUCGGAUGGACAUUAUUUUGGUACAAUCUGAGUUAUGGUUAAGAGGUGCUGCUGGCGUUUGGAUGUAUCCAUUUGAGUUAUUCCCCAAUUUUUUUCAAGUGUUUAUGAGAUUUAGUUUAUGACUUUAUUCGGCAUGUUAGACUGGCCAAAGUUUCUCCCAAGUAAGUUAUUUGAUGAAUAGUCAAGUUCCUUCUA
This is a messenger RNA of Prosopis cineraria, 473 nucleotides long. Its product is annotated as 40S ribosomal protein S29. The coding region runs from base 97 to 267 and encodes 56 amino acids. Gene Ontology annotation, molecular function: structural constituent of ribosome; zinc ion binding. The record is from RefSeq and is a predicted model, not a curated record. Gene Ontology annotation, biological process: translation. NCBI's taxonomy places the organism in Eukaryota, Viridiplantae, Streptophyta, Magnoliopsida, Fabales, Fabaceae. Gene Ontology annotation, cellular component: cytosolic small ribosomal subunit; ribosome. The transcript has 3 exons.